This is a messenger RNA of Oryza brachyantha (malo sina), 2772 nucleotides long. Its product is annotated as dipeptidyl aminopeptidase 4. The coding region runs from base 256 to 2646 and encodes 796 amino acids. The record is from RefSeq and is a predicted model, not a curated record. Lineage: Eukaryota; Viridiplantae; Streptophyta; Magnoliopsida; Poales; Poaceae. Gene Ontology annotation, molecular function: dipeptidyl-peptidase activity; serine-type peptidase activity. The transcript is spliced from 5 exons. Gene Ontology annotation, biological process: proteolysis.
CAACGAAAACCGAGAAGGCAACAAAAGCCCGAUCACUCCCCUCAACAAACUUACAAUUUCCGCCUCCCCUCCCAUCUUUGCAACGACCAACGCCAAGUCCCCCCCUCCCUCCUCCUCCUCCUCCUCCGAUCUCCGCCCUCUCCGCGCGUGGAGCCGCCCGGCGGUGCGAGCAAGGAUCACGCGGUUAGUUAGCGGGGUUGGGACGGGAGGGGAGGGCCGUGGCCCGGCGACCGGGCUGGGCUGCCUUUGCGGUCGAUGCGAUCGGGCGAGGCGGCGGGGGCGGUGAGGUCGUCGGAUCAGGGGGGCGUCCGCAAGAAGCCGCGGGUCGGGUGCGGGGAGGAGGAGGGGGAGGACGGGAUGCCGCUCGCCGACGCGUUCGUCGUCGGCGAGGCCGCCGGGGGGUGCGCCCCCGCCGUGCAGCUGCUGGACAUCGUGCAGCACCCGCUCCCGGGGUACGGCGCGCCCGUCGCGCUCAGCUUCAGCCCCGACGACCGCCGGGUCGCCUUCCUGUACAGCCCCGACGGCACGCUCCACCGCAAGGUCUACACGUUCGACCCGGCCCUGCGCCGCCAGGAGCUGCUCUUCGGGCCCCCCGACGGCGGCGGCCUCGAGGAGGGGAACCUCUCCGCCGAAGAGCGCCUGCGCCGCGAGCGCGCCCGGGAGCGCGGCCUCGGCGUCACGCGCUACGAGUGGCGCGCCCGCCUGCCCGGCACCCCCGCCUCCCGCGCCGGCAUUGUCGUGCCGCUCCCCUCCGGGGUUUACUUCCAGGAUUUGUCUAGCACUGAACCUGUACUCAAGCUGCAAAGUUCCCCCUCAUCCCCUAUCAUUGACCCACAUCUGUCUCCAGAUGGGAGCAUGAUUGCAUAUGUGCGGGAUGAUGAGUUGCAUACUGUGGGGUUUUCUGAUGGGCAAACUACCCAGUUGACCUAUGGUGCAAGCGAAAGUGGGAAGAUCCACGGGCUUGCUGAGUAUAUUGCACAGGAAGAGAUGGAAAGGAAGAUGGGAUUCUGGUGGUCUCCUGAUAGCAAACACCUUGCAUUUACUGAGGUUGACUCAUCUGAGAUUCCACUGUAUAGAAUUAUGCACCAGGGAAAAAGUUCUGUUGGCCCAGAUGCUCAAGAAGACCAUGCUUACCCCUUUGCAGGGGCUGCUAAUGUGAAAGUGCGUCUUGGAGUUGUUCCUUCCUGUGGAGGAGAAACAACUUGGAUGGAUCUUCUUUGUGGAGAACCAAAUAGUAUCCAUGGGGAUGAAGAAUAUCUUGCCAGAGUUAACUGGAUGCAUAAUAGUGCUAUUGCUGUUCAAGUUCUCAACAGAACUCACUCAAAGCUUAAGCUACUUAAGUUUGAUAUCACUUCAGGUAAAAGGGAAGUGAUACUAGAAGAAGAGCAUGAUACAUGGAUAACAUUGCACGAUUGUUUCACUCCUCUAGAUAAAGGAGUGAAUAGUAAGCAUCCAGGUGGGUUUAUUUGGGCCAGUGAGAAGACAGGAUUUAGACACUUGUAUAUUCAUGACAAGAAUGGUGUGUGCUUGGGGCCCCUCACACAAGGUGACUGGAUGGUCGACCAAAUUGCUGGUGUCAAUGAGAGUUCUGGAGUUAUAUAUUUUACAGGCACACUGGAUGGGCCAUUGGAAACAAAUCUGUACUCCACCAACCUCUUUCCGGAUUGGGGCCUCCCCUUGCAAGACCCCAAGAGGUUGACUCAGGGCACAGGACGGCAUUCAGUAAUUCUUGACCAUCAGUUGCUGAGGUUUAUUGAUGUGUAUGACUCAAUAAAAUCUCCACCUGUGAUCCUCCUAUGCUCUUUGCUUGAUGGAAGUGUGAUAAUGCCUCUAUAUGAGCAGCCUCUGACCGUUCAGCCACUUCAGAAGUUUCAGCAGCUGUCUCCAGAGAUAGUUCAAAUUGAAGCAAAAGAUGGGACUGCUUUGUAUGGAACUCUUUAUCUCCCUGAUGAGAAAAAAUAUGGACCACCCCCCUACAAAACACUCAUUAAUGUUUAUGGUGGUCCCAGUGUCCAGCUUGUAAGUGAUUCAUGGAUAAGUACAGUUGACAUGAGAGCUCAGUUCCUGCGAAGUAAGGGCGUAUUAGUUUGGAAGAUGGACAAUCGAGGAACUGCGAGGCGCGGUUUACAUUUUGAGGGCCAACUCAAGUACAACAUUGGUCGUGUUGAUGCUGAAGACCAGUUAGCAGGUGCUGAGUGGCUAAUAAAGAAAGGCCUUGCAAAACCCGGACAUAUAGGUCUAUACGGCUGGAGCUACGGUGGCUUUCUCUCAGCAAUGUGCCUCGCAAGGUUUCCUGACACGUUCUGUUGUGCGGUUUCUGGUGCUCCAGUGACGUCAUGGGAUGGCUAUGACACCUUUUAUACUGAGAAGUAUAUGGGUCUGCCCUCGGAACGCAAAGAUGCUUACAAGUACGGGUCGAUCAUGCACCAUGUGAAGAACCUCAGAGGGAAGCUGCUGCUGAUCCAUGGUAUGAUUGAUGAGAACGUGCAUUUCAGGCACACGGCGAGGCUCAUCAACUCGCUGAUGGCGGAGGGCAAGCCCUAUGAGAUCCUCCUCUUCCCCGAUGAGCGGCACAUGCCGCGCCGGUUAGGGGACCGGAUCUAUAUGGAAGAGAGGAUCUGGGAUUUUGUAGAGAGGAACCUGUGAAUGUGAAGAGAGACACGAAAAAAAAAAAAAUCUACCUUUCCUGUAUAAAUCUUUUGCUCACUUUGCCAAUGUGGGCAUUUGACAUGGGAUGUUGUUACAAUAUGUUGAAGCUAUUUCAUUUCCAUC